This is a messenger RNA of Pyricularia grisea, 1137 nucleotides long. RefSeq lists its product as uncharacterized. Gene Ontology annotation, cellular component: NatA complex. The record is from RefSeq and is a predicted model, not a curated record. Gene Ontology annotation, molecular function: acyltransferase activity, transferring groups other than amino-acyl groups. Gene Ontology annotation, biological process: mitotic sister chromatid cohesion. Bases 1 to 1137 code for a protein of 378 amino acids. NCBI's taxonomy places the organism in Eukaryota, Fungi, Ascomycota, Sordariomycetes, Magnaporthales, Pyriculariaceae. The transcript has a single exon.
AUGUCUUCCCGCGGUGCUGCCUCGGCGGCUGGCCAACCUUCAAUUCUGUCCUUCUUUCGACCAAACAACAAGGACCCGGCACCGGGGGUGGUGCAACCACCAAAACAGCAUCAACAACCACCCCUCCCACCUCCACCACCUCCCGCACCCCUGCAAUCGCCGAGCCCUGGCGCCGUGGCGGCGGCGGCGGCGGCAGCGGCAGCAGCGAAUACGCCUCCCGCGACGACCCCUCACCCGUCGGCCUCGAUCGUGCCCAUCACGGCCGACCACAUCGCCCCGCUGCGCCGCAUCAACGCCCUCCUCCUCUGCGUCAACUACCCGGACUCGUUCUACCAGCGCAUCCUAGACCCGGCCGCGUCGGGUCUGUUCUCGCGCGCCAUCCUGUGGUCCGAGACGGACGACAGCGACCCCUCCUCGCCCGCCGAACCACCAAAGGUCAUCGGCUCCAUCGUCGCGCGCGUCGAAACCUCGCCCUUCAACAAGAACCGCUCCGCCCUCUACAUCCAAAGCCUGACGCUCCUGUCGCCCUUCCGGUCUUUGGGCCUCGCCAGGGCCGCGCUGGACGCCGUGCUGGACGGGGCCAGGCACCUGCGCUCCGCCGUCGACAUCGCCGACGUCUACGCGCACGUGUGGACCGAGAACGACGACGGGCUGAGGUGGUACGCGGCGCGCGGCUUCGAGCGCGUCGGCUCGCGGCCCGAGCAAGGGUACUACCACAAGCUGCGGCCAGACACGGCCUGGAUCGUGCGGCGGUCGCUGGACGGCGCCGCCUCCGCCGCGGACAUGUCUGCCGCGAUGGCCAGGACGACGACGAGCACGAACGCGGCCAUGGCGCCGCCGCCAGCUGUGGUUCCUCCGUCCGUCACGGCCGCCGUGGUGAACCUGCCGUUCAAGGCCCCACCGGCCCCGACACGAGCGAGCAGCGGCGGCAGCGCAUCGGCCAAGGCGGCUGCGCUCUGCUUCCAAGACAAGCGGCCCGAGACCGACUGGAACGACCUCCCGCCCGAUGUGGCCGCGGGGCUGCUGACGCCGGGCAGCGGGCAAGGGUCGGAGGCCAGCUCGAGGAGUAGCUCCACGGCGCGCGGGCCCAAGAAGAAGAGGGAUAGGGCGUACCCUGCCGCUGCGUUUGGGAGCUGA